Rangifer tarandus platyrhynchus (Svalbard reindeer) is the source of this 1182-nucleotide messenger RNA. NCBI's taxonomy places the organism in Eukaryota, Metazoa, Chordata, Mammalia, Artiodactyla, Cervidae. The record is from the annotation of a GenBank genome assembly.
AUGCACCCUUGGGUAGCCAUCCUGGGCUUCCUACUCCUUCUGAUAGAUGGUGUAACAUCUUACCUACAUGUGAUUGGAGUGGAGGGUCAGUCUGUCAGGCUACCCUGCUCCUAUGAAGGAAAAGUCACAUCCACGUGCUGGGGCCGAGGGGAAUGUUCUUGGUUAGACUGCAAAAAUACCAUUAUCAGUACUGAGGAAUACAAAGUCACUGAAAGGAAGAACGAACGUUAUAAGCUCAAGGGAAAUAUCGGUAGAAGGGAUGUUUCUUUGACCAUAGAGAAUGCAGUCCCUUCUGACAGUGGCUUGUAUUGUUGCCGUAUUAAGAAAUGGUUUUUCAAUGAUGAAAAAAACAUCAUAAAGUUGACUGUAAAGCCAGCUCCACCUACGACAGCAGUGAACCCCAGUAUUACUACGGAAAGCACAAGGACCAGUGCUACCGAGACUCCAAGAACAGCCAACACCGCUGCUCCAACAGGGAACACCACUGUUCCAGAAAGGGACAGCACUACUAUAGUAGUCACGAAUCCUCAUAUGACAACGGGAGCCUCAACCUCUGCCCUUCCAAUGCCCACUCCCACAAAGGACCCCGAGCCAGCUCCACCUACGACAGCAGUGAACCCCAGUAUUACUACGGAAAGCACAAGGACCAGUGCUACCGAGACUCCAAGAACAGCCAACACCGCUGCUCCAACAGGGAACACCACUGUUCCAGAAAGGGACAGCACUACUAUAGUAGUCACGAAUCCUCAUAUGACAACAGGGGCCUCAACCUCUGCCCUUCCAAUGCCCACUCCCACAAAGGACCCCAAGCCAGGUUCUUCAUCUUCCACCACGCAGACUGCAGGAACCCAGUCUACCUGCACACGUAAAACAAGUGUAACGCACCCACCAAGACACUCUUACACAACAGCAGGUGGGAAUGCCACUGUGAUAAAUUUUCCAAGUGCUGUUUGUUGUAACAUUCAAACUGGAAUCUACAUUGGAAUCUCUGUUAUUGUCUUGGUAUUAUUGCUCAUGGUUUUGGUAUUCAUGAUUAGCAAAAAAUCUCUUUGCCUGGGUAACAGGAUGAGGCUACUACGUAUGAUUCCAUUGAAAGAUUCUCAGAUUGGAGCUUUGAAAAAUGCAACCAUGAAGCCUGUCCGAGCAGAAGACAAUAUCUACGUUAUGGAUGAAACUCUCUAA